CACCAUUGUGAUUGGAGAAUCAACAAUCUGGAUUGAAGCUUGAUCCGACGUCCAUGUGAAACAGCUCUUGCAUGAACUCCUGUAUGAAGAACACCGACUUGGCAUACAUGGACUGCUUAUGAAGAAAUCCGUUUUGUUUCGUCGCCGGAGUAGUGUGAAGACUGUUCAAAGCGACACCGAAACCAGGGCCUUGUAUCUUCCAGCGGGCUCCAGCCAAUACGUUGUUUCUUUCAUCGAUCCAAGGCUGCUACAAACCGCACUCGUGGUGCCAACGCCGUUGUUGAGACUCUCGCGGCGUAAGGAAAGUGGCUGUUUCUGCGUUAUGUCUCUCGAGAAACACAGUCGGCAGCACUGUCAGUAUAGGUGUGAUCUUCGGUCGAUGGGAUAUGAUUGAUCUCGUCGACGUCCUGAGCCGAGUGCGCAUUCCAUAUGUCGUUUUUGCAACGGGGUAUCCGUCGUGCCCAUGCUGCCUGUCAAGGGUCUGUCGGCUUGAGGGCAAUGUUUCUUCUCUAUGGCGCAUUUUGACGAACGCAGUCCGCAGCACUGGCAAGGUGAGUUGGACAACUCCGGUGGAUUGCGAGGUCUUUGGAGGCUGGACAAGCAGCGCGCCCCUGAAUACCUUUGCAACACUUGAGAAGGCAGUUAUUCGCACAGGAUAUCAUUGUGGCAGAGCGUCGAUGGAUGGAGAUGCGAGUUGGCUGUACCUGAUAGUAUGUGAGCUGGCGGUGGACAAUGUAUGGAAGUAGAGCAGUUGUAACUGCACUGAACGAGCCCCGGUGACCGCCUACUUUACCACGGGUCUAGGCGUGCCACAGCGCCUACCUAAAGUCUGGCCCAAAGCUCGUGUAAGGCUUCGCGGCUGGGCUGCAUAAAAAUUGCCCAACUCAAGUAACGUCUCUGCGCUACAGAUUCUACAUUCCUUCGGCCAAGCUCUUCAAGCACGUCUCAUGGGACAGGCGGAGUACUCAGAUUGUGAAAUGAUGAAGCAUA
Molecule: messenger RNA, 990 nt
Organism: Exophiala dermatitidis NIH/UT8656
Lineage: Eukaryota; Fungi; Ascomycota; Eurotiomycetes; Chaetothyriales; Herpotrichiellaceae
Exons: 1
Coding region: 387-746 (119 amino acids)
Source: RefSeq, a predicted model, not a curated record